GUUUGAAAGACUGCAGAUCCGUUAGGAAAAAUGGCAGAAACCGCUCCAGCCCCGGCUGCUGCCGCCCCGCCGGCCAAAGCACCCAAGAAGAAGUCUGCUGCCAAGCCCAAGAAAGCAGGUCCUGGUGUUGGUGAGCUGAUCGUCAAAGCCGUGUCCGCGUCCAAGGAGAGAAGUGGCGUGUCUCUCGCCGCCCUGAAGAAAGCUCUCGCUGCCGGCGGCUACGACGUGGAGAAGAACAACUCUCGCGUCAAGCUCGCCAUCAAGAGCCUGGUGACUAAAGGCACUUUGGCGCAAGUCAAAGGGACCGGCGCUUCUGGCUCCUUCAAGCUCAACAAGAAGCAAAGCGAGAUCAAGAAGAAACCGGCCAAGAAAGCGGCUCCUAAAGCGAAGAAGCCCGCGGCCAAGAAACCUGCUGCUGCCAAGAAGCCCAAGAGCGCAGCGGCGAAGAAGCCCGCUGCGAAGAAAUCGCCCAAAAAGGCCAAGAAACCCGCCGCUGCAGCCGCUAAGAAGGCGACGAAGAGCCCCAAAAAGGCAAAGAAGCCAGCAGCGCCGAAGAAAGCAGCAAAGAGCCCGAAAAAGGCAAAGACUGCCAAACCCAAGGUGGCGAAGCCUAAAGCUGCCAAACCUAAAAAGGCAGCUCCCAAGAAGAAAUAAGAAAACAGUUUGUUUCAUUCCCCAACGGCUCUUUUCAGAGCCACCAUAUAACUCUAAAAAAUGAGCAAAAGAAAGAACUGCAGUGCGAGUCCUAGCGGAA
This is a messenger RNA of Labeo rohita (rohu), 754 nucleotides long. Its product is annotated as histone H1-like. The record is from RefSeq and is a predicted model, not a curated record. Gene Ontology annotation, molecular function: DNA binding; structural constituent of chromatin. Gene Ontology annotation, cellular component: nucleosome. Bases 31 to 654 code for a protein of 207 amino acids. The transcript has a single exon. NCBI's taxonomy places the organism in Eukaryota, Metazoa, Chordata, Actinopteri, Cypriniformes, Cyprinidae. Gene Ontology annotation, biological process: nucleosome assembly.